This is a messenger RNA of Camellia sinensis, 600 nucleotides long. The record is from RefSeq and is a predicted model, not a curated record. Lineage: Eukaryota; Viridiplantae; Streptophyta; Magnoliopsida; Ericales; Theaceae.
AUGGUGUAUAUUUUGCCUCGCAAGUUCAAAGCAGAUCCUAAGCAAAAGAGAAGCCCAUCUAUUGAAGAAUGGGUUAAAUCAGAUGAGGAGAUUUCUAUCUCAGACAUUGAAAUGGUGGAUGGGAUAGACUUUGAAGAAAUCAUGGAGAUGGAAGAUGAUGAAGGGAAACAACAAGAAGUUGAGACACCUAAAGAACUAAAAGAGUUUGAAGUCCUAGAAAGCUUAACAACUAAGGCUCAAGACCCUUUGGAAGAAGUGAAUUUGGAAGGAAAAGUAGCUUCGAUUCCAACCUUCAUCAGCUCUUGGAUGGAUCCAAUUUCUAAAGUUAGAUUGUUGCCUUUAUUAAAAGAAUAUAAAGACUACUUUGCUUGGGACUACAGUGAGCUACCUGGAUUGGAUAGGCAGUAUGUUGAAUGGCUUUCCAAUGUUGUGCCAGCUACUAAAAAGAAUGGAAAAAUAAGAGUCUAUAUUGACUUUCGAAAUCUAAAUUUGGCAACUCCUAAGGAUGAAUAUCCAAUGCCAAUGGUAGAUUUACUUGUGGAUAUAUCAGCAAGGCGUGCCAUCUUGUCUAUGAUGGAUGGUCAUUUUGAGUACAACUAG